AUGGGUAAAUUUGAUAAGUUUGCUCGUCUUAAAGCGGCUAGAGCAGGUAAGAAGAUCACAGAUAUUGAAGAUGAAAAGAAUUCAAACGUUGAUAUCUAUGAUGAAGUUGAUGAGAUGGAAUACAGAAAACACAAACGAGAUCAACUUUUAAACGAUGAUUUUAUCGUUGAUGAAAAUGGUGAGGGAUAUGCUGAAACUGGUGCCGAUGAAUGGGAGCAUCAUGAGGAUUAUUACUCUGAAGAUGAAGAAGAUGAUAAUAUUGGGGAAACAACCAGCACACCAAGGAAGAAAAAAGUUAAAAAGGUUAGAAAUAAGAAAUCUGAAAUCACCCGAUUCUUCAAGCCAACAGCAGCAAAGCCGGUCAAAACUGAAGCUAAGGUGGAUAUAAGUAACUUGGAUGACAUCCUUGCAGACUUCACAAAUACUGCCGUUCAGAGAGUGAAAGCUGACUCAAUUUUUGGAUCAGAACCAAAGAAGGAUAUUUUUUCUUCGGUCAAGCAUAGAAGGGCCCGGGAUAAAACUUCUUCUCCAAGACUUAAUGUUAAUCAAUCCAAAAGAGCACCGGUGAGUGUCUCAUUGGGUAGCCCGGUCUCCAAAAAGGCGAAAUUAAGUUCUGAACCAGAGGAAUAUUAUACAGCAAUUGACUUUGACGAUUAUCAAAACGUGCCUUCUUCACCUACGAAAAAUUAUAGGGAUAAUGUGCCCAAAACUGAGAAUAAAAUUGAAAAGAAUCUGGAUGCCAAGAAAACUGCAGAUGAAGUUGUAAAAGCAGAGGCAGAUAAUGAGCCACAGAACUCAUCGGCGGUUCAAACGAUGAAAACAACCGAUGCCGAUUUAGAUGAUAGCAGUGAUGAUGACGACAUUGUUGUUGCCAAGCGGAGAACAACUGCAUUUGUCGAUCGUGACGUCAAUUUAAGCAGCUCUAGAGCAAAGCCGAUCUUAAAGCAUCCUUUGAAUUCUUCUCCAUUUAAGGAUACCGAUGUGAAUUCCUCGUCAGUUGCAUCUGUCUCUUCACCUGUUCGAUUUUCGGACUCGAGUUUCUACAGAUUGAACGAAGAUGAAGUUAUCACAAAGGAUGAAAGUGGUGAAGAGAGCCUUAAAAUGUAUUGGCUUGACUUUGCUGAAGUGGAUGGAUCACUACUUUUAUUUGGUAAGGUCCAAGCUGCGGAUGGCAGUAUGGUUUCUGGGGUGGUUCAAGUUAAUGGAAUUAACCGAGAGAUAUACUUCCUACCAAGAGAGCGGCGCAAACAAGUUGAACAGGAAGAAGAAGAUGAGUCAGAAGAGGACAAUGAUGAAAAGAAUGAUGAAAAGAAAUCUAGCAAGAUAACUACUAAUGAUGUCUAUGAGGAGAUCGUUCCUUUACUCAUGGAUAAGUAUGGCCUAUCAUUCAUUAAAGCAAAACCAGAGACUAAAAAAUACGCAUUUGAGCUUCCGGGAAUUCCACACGAGGCUGAAUAUCUGAAAGUUCUUCUUCCAUAUCAGACGAAGAAGUGUAGAAAUACGGUCAUUCCUGCAGACCUAGAAGGUGAAACGUUUUGGCAUGUUUUUAAUGCCAAUGCAGAUAUAUUCGAGUCAUUCGUUUUGCAGAGAAAUAUUAUGGGUCCAUGCUGGCUUGAAAUCAAGAAGCCAGACUUUAAGCAACUACAAAAUGCUACCCACUGUAAUGUUGAGGUUGCAGUUUCAUCCCCAGACUACAUCACGCCUCUCUCUGCAGAUAUGCUACCCCCAACAUUAAAUGUUUUGGCAAUAAAUGUGCAAUCAUUUAUGUGUAUGAAGUCCGGUAAACAAGAAAUUGGCUCAGUCUCUUUAGCUCUCUAUAAGGACCUUCCUCAGGAUAAGCCAAUUGAAUCUGGACUCAAACCAGAUGAGGAAACAACGUUGGUUCGUCCGCCAGGUGCAUCGCUUGCAUUUCCUCCAGGUCUUAAACAGUUGGCUCAGAAAAAAGGUAUGGUUCUGAGAACCUUUAACAACGAGAGAGCAAUGUUGAACUGCUUGGCAGCAAUUGUGAAGAAGUCGGAUCCAGAUGUAUUCAUUGGGCAUAAAUUAGAAAAUGUCACGCUCGACAUUCUCAUGCAUAGAAUGUAUGACUUGAAGGUGAGUACUUGGUCCUACUUUGGUCGGAUCAACAGAAAGCAAUUUCCAAAUAAAUUUGGCAGGAACUCCGGAAGAAAUAACAUGUUCUAUCUUAAGGAAAUUUUACAGGGAAGGCUUAUUUGUGAUAUUGCAAACAACAUGGGCCAAUCUUUAACUCCGAAAUGUCAAUCUUGGGAUUUGGCAGAAAUGUAUGAGAUUUACUGUAAGAAGAAAUACACACCAAUGGAAGUGAACCUUGCAAAUCCUGCAUUUGGUGAAGAUGCUGGAAGGUUGUUGGCUGCUUUCAAUGAGAAUAGAAUGGCGGUUAAAAUGAUUGGUGAUGUUGCCUUUGGAAUUCAAAUUUUAUCCUUAUCGAAACAACUUACCAACUUGGCAGGUAAUGCCUGGUCACGAACAUUGGGUGGUACACGUGCUGGAAGAAACGAAUAUAUUUUACUGCAUGAAUUUACGAGAAAUGGCUUCAUAGUUCCAGAUAAAGAAAAUAGAAGGCAGAAACGGCAUGGAACCUCAGAUAAUGAACCAGCAACAGCCGCUGCUGGAAGAAAGGCAAAAUAUCAAGGUGGUUUGGUGUUUGAACCAGUGAAGGGUCUUGUUAAAAACUAUGUUACCGUCAUGGACUUCAAUUCUUUGUAUCCUUCCAUCAUUCAGGAAUUCAAUAUAUGCUUCACAACAGUAGACAGAUCAAAGUUGACUGAGGAUGAACUUCCAGAGGUUCCUUCUCCCGAAACACCACGUGGUGUUCUUCCUAAGCUUCUUCAUGAGUUGGUUAGUCGUCGUAGAGAGGUCAAGAAGUUGCUGAAGGAUCCUAGAAUCUCGACACAGGAAAAAAUACAAUAUGAUAUCAAGCAGCGUGCUUUAAAGCUUACUGCCAAUUCCAUGUAUGGAUGCUUGGGCUAUGUGAACUCCAGAUUUUACGCUAAGCCUUUGGCAAUGCUUGUUACAAACCGAGGUCGUGAAAUUUUGAUGGAUACGAGACAUUUGGCCGAAAGUCUUGGCGUGAGGGUUGUUUAUGGUGAUACCGAUUCUGUUAUGGUUGAUACUGGAUGUGACACUAUGAAGGAAGCAUUGAAGUUUGCAGAAGAUUUCCGGAAGAGGGUUAACGACCGGUAUAAGUUAUUGGAAAUUGGUAUUGACAAUGUGUUUAAAAAGAUGUUGCUCCAUGCCAAAAAGAAGUAUGCUGCAGUCAACUGCACGAUAAAUGCUGAUGGAAAGGAAAGUACCAGUUUAGAGGUGAAAGGUUUAGACAUGAAAAGGAGAGAAUACUGUCCAUUGUCGAAGGAGGUGUCAACCUUCAUCUUGGAGAAAGUUCUAGGUGACAAUGAUCCGGAAGAAGCUCUUACCGCAAUAUACGGUUACUUAGAAGGCAUCACUACUAAGCUUAAAGAUAACAAUAUUCCUAUGGUGAAGCUCAAGAUCAACACCAGGCUUUCUAAGGAUCCCGUGCAAUACCCAGGAGGCAAAACAAUGCCAGCUGUGCAAGUUGCACUUAGACUGAGAGAUCAGGGUAAGAUUGUAAAGGCUGGAAGUGUGAUCACAUUUAUUAUCACCAAUGAAGAUGCGGAUAAAGGUGCAAGUGUAGCAGAGCGGGCUAGAAGCAUUCAGGAAGUAUUAUCGGAUCAGUCCAAAUAUGAGCCGGAUGCAGACUUCUACCUUGAAAAGCAACUGUUUGCACCAAUUUCAAGGCUUUUGGAAAAAAUCGAGGGAUACGAUGUUGUGCGACUUGCACAAUCUUUGGGUUUGGAUUCGAGAAAAUACGAGGCAAGAGCAAGAUCGCUUGAGCGGGAAACUGGGCUUCAGCCCCUUGAAUCUACUGUUACUGAUAGUGAGAGAUUCAGAGAUGCAAAGGACUUCCUCAUCAACUGUCCUAAAUGCCAGGCCAGUAUAAAGUUUGGUGGUAUUCAAAGUUCGCAGCAGUACAGGGUUACUUUUAGCGGUAUCAAAUGUGGUGAGUGCGACUCAAUUAUCCCUGUUUUGAGUGUGACUGCCCAACUAGAGCAUUUUAUUCGGCACGAAAUCUCGCUAUAUUAUGCUGGAUAUCUUACCUGCAGCGAUUGUGGUCUCACUACCCGGCAAGUCAGUGUUUAUGGAAGAAGAUGCAUUGGUGGACAAGGUACUGCUCGCUCAUGCAAAGGUGUUAUGAAAUACUGCUAUACUGACAGAAUGCUUUAUAACCAGUUGCUAUAUCUGCAAUCACUGUUUGAUGUCGAAAAGGCCAAGAAAAGAACCUUGAAGCCUCUUUAUGAUAUUACUACGCAGAAUAAAGACGAUUUACCACCGGAGUUGAAUCAGGGUGAGUUGGAUGCUUUAGUGGAGCAGAGUAGGCCAGAAUUUGGAGUGAUACAGGGUGUGGUUACCAAAUACUUGGAUGACUGUGGAAGAAGGUAUGUGGAUAUGGGUAGUAUAUUUGGAUUCUUAAAAUGA
This is a messenger RNA of Brettanomyces bruxellensis, 4515 nucleotides long. RefSeq lists its product as uncharacterized. Bases 1 to 4515 code for a protein of 1504 amino acids. Gene Ontology annotation, cellular component: alpha DNA polymerase:primase complex. The record is from RefSeq and is a predicted model, not a curated record. Gene Ontology annotation, molecular function: DNA-directed DNA polymerase activity; DNA replication origin binding; chromatin binding. NCBI's taxonomy places the organism in Eukaryota, Fungi, Ascomycota, Pichiomycetes, Pichiales, Pichiaceae. Gene Ontology annotation, biological process: leading strand elongation; DNA replication; mitotic DNA replication initiation. The transcript has a single exon.